CCUGGACUGAAGGUACUUGCCUAGAGUUUCUGGCACUUAUAAGACACCCGCAGACGUUGCUGGCUUGAAGAAAGCACCUUUUCUGCUGCCAUGACAACCAUGCAAAGGAUGGAGCAGACCAUGCCAGGGGCUGGUCCUAAUGUGUACCAGCUGGGACAGGUUGCUGAUCGGAACGCAUAUCUGUGGAAAGGGAUGUCAGAGAAGUUCUUGAAGGGGGAACCCAAAGUCCUUGGGGUUGUGCAGAUCGUGAUUGCCCUGGUGAACCUCGGCUUGGGAAUAAUAAUGAUUAGUGUUUGGCUCUCAUUUACUGAAUUUUAUUAUGACCGUCCCAUAUCAGUGUACUCAGGGUACACAAUUUGGGGAUCGGUGAUGUUUAUUAUUUCAGGGUCCUUGUCAAUUGUAGCAGGAACUAGAACUACAAGAGAUGUGGUCCAAGGUAGCCUAGGACUAAACAUCACCAGCUCUGUGUUAGCUGCAUCAGGGAUCAUAAUCACUGUGAUCAGCAUGAGUGUUUUUUCAUCUCGUUACUAUUACUGUCACAACAAUCAGAAGCCAAUGAAUUGUUCCAUGCUUGUAAAUGUUUUAAUGGGUAUGGAUGGGGUGGUGCUCAUUUUAAGUGUGCUGGAGUUCUGCAUUGCGAUGUUCCUCUCUGUGUUUGGAUGCAAAAUAACCUGUUGUAAUCCUGGUCGGGUUGUGUUCCCAGUGCCAUCAAAUCCUCAUAUGGCAGAAACAGCAUCUCCUGUACCAGUUAUAGGAGAUUUGAUGCCACCAAUGUAUCAGCAGGAAAAUGUUCCAGCAAAUCUAUCUUGA
Messenger RNA from Equus quagga, 810 nucleotides. Its product is annotated as membrane-spanning 4-domains subfamily A member 4A-like. NCBI's taxonomy places the organism in Eukaryota, Metazoa, Chordata, Mammalia, Perissodactyla, Equidae. Gene Ontology annotation, cellular component: Golgi apparatus; membrane. Bases 91 to 810 code for a protein of 239 amino acids. The record is from RefSeq and is a predicted model, not a curated record. The transcript has 7 exons.